Telopea speciosissima is the source of this 1100-nucleotide messenger RNA. RefSeq lists its product as uncharacterized. Bases 40 to 1095 code for a protein of 351 amino acids. The record is from RefSeq and is a predicted model, not a curated record. NCBI's taxonomy places the organism in Eukaryota, Viridiplantae, Streptophyta, Magnoliopsida, Proteales, Proteaceae. The transcript is spliced from 3 exons.
UCGCUUCUGUUUCAGAUCUCCAUCACUGCGGUUCCGACGAUGGGAGGUUGUCUUCCGAAACCGAAGAAAUUAUCCGCAGAAAUCGCACCAUCCGACUAUGUCGGAAGCUGUCCCAUACUGAGGUUGUACGGUUCGCCGUCGGGAAUCCGAACCUCCUACAUUCGGAUUGCGCUUCUCUUCAAAGCCGUUCCCCUGCAAUUCCUUCCUUCCGAACACAUUAAUCUGUGCUCCUCCGACUCGCCCAUUCUGAAAUGCGGUUCUGAUACCGUAUCGGGAUCUAAUGACACGCUCCUCUGUUACAUCGACGCCAAGUUCCCCAACCCACCGCUGCUUCGCGGAAUUGGUUCAGGACUUUCAGAUUCGUCAUACUUGCAGAACCAAUCGUUGCAAUCGAUUGUUUUGGCGGUAACUCUGCAACACAAGAGCAUCACGUGGCAUCUCGAAAAGCUCGUGAGUUGUGCUGAAGAUCUCUGUACACGCGGGGCGUCAUCCAGCGUUGGAUCAUCGAUGAGGAACCUGCGAAUGGAGGUGAGGAAAUUCGGGAGAUGCUAUUCGCAUCUACGGGAGGUGAUGCUGGAGCACGCUCAGAUGGAGGAAAAGGUCAUCUUCCCAGUCUUGGAGAGGGCUGAUCGAGGUCUGUCUGCAGAUGCUAACGAGGAACAUGCGAGGGAUUUACCCAUAAUGAACGGCAUUAAAGAGGCCAUCAAGUCCAUUGGAGUGCUGGAGGCAGGGAGCCUUGUAUACCAAGAAGCCAUGUUUGAUCUGUUCAACCGACUCAAAACUUUACAGGAGAAUUGCAAGGAACAUUUUGAGGAGGAAGAGAGAGAGCUGCUGCCGCUGCUGGUGGCGGCGGGACUCAGCAAAGAGGGACAGGAGAGAAUGGUGGAGCAGUGCUUGGAUGUAAUGGAAGGUACCCACUCUCGUCUGUUUAAGUUUCUGAUGGAAGGCCUCCUCCCUAAGGAUGCAAUGCAUUACUUGGACAUUCUCAUCCGAAAUCUUGACAAGGAACGAGCUUCAACCAUUCUUCUCAACUUGAUGAAUGCUUGGAACGAAAGCACGGCGUCCACGCCCCAGAACCCCAUUGAAGGCUGCUAAAACCU